CGAAAAAAAGAAAAAAAAAAAGGAACUUUAAGAUCUACACUAGUCCCUUUUUGGAGAUUUAGGGUUUCUCACAUAGAACAACUCAUGCAUUGUUAAUUUCUUGGCUCCAUUCACCUUUGCUUGGCUCUAGCUCUUCUUCUUCACCUUCUUCUCUUCUUGAUUUUUCAUCAUCGAAUUUGGCGAAUGAUUUAGAAUGGACGAGUCCUUACUCUCGCUAUUGCUCCUCCGAAGAACAUCUCGCAACCUUGGCCAUCACGCAAAUGUUCUCGGUGACACUCCUUCCAACUUGUCCACCUUCGAUGACAACGAUGAUGACGAGGGAUCCCGGUCCUCCAAGAAAAGAUUCCUCAACAGAGCAAGAACAAACGCCAUGUCAUCACCAUCUCCAGAUUCACGAUCCUAAUUUCACUCAUCAACAUCUAACAAUAAAUCAUGAUUAAAGAU
Molecule: messenger RNA, 444 nt
Organism: Rubroshorea leprosula
Lineage: Eukaryota; Viridiplantae; Streptophyta; Magnoliopsida; Malvales; Dipterocarpaceae
Source: the annotation of a GenBank genome assembly